This is a messenger RNA of Plodia interpunctella (Indianmeal moth), 2792 nucleotides long. Its product is annotated as SET domain-containing protein SmydA-8-like. The transcript has 3 exons. Bases 259 to 1752 code for a protein of 497 amino acids. The record is from RefSeq and is a predicted model, not a curated record. NCBI's taxonomy places the organism in Eukaryota, Metazoa, Arthropoda, Insecta, Lepidoptera, Pyralidae. Gene Ontology annotation, molecular function: protein binding.
CUGACGGUGAGCAGGCCUAAUCUAAAAUAUUAGUUUGGCAACGCUCAGGAAAAAUACGUCAGGUUACGCUCCACAAUUACCUCACACGGCCGGCGAACGUCGAUCGGGCAUAGUAUUUUAACCAAAGCACACCAAAUUGGCUAUGUGUUUAUUAUAUCAUCCGAACGCAGCCUAGUCAGUGUUAUCAAACCCGCUGAUUUGUAUUAUAUUCGCAUCGAGUGCGCAGUGCAGUGCCGUCACCGAGCGAGUCACGGCAGGAUGUUGUCGUUGGAGCAAUUGACACUAAUGGUAAAGGAACACCUCGGACUCUAUAGCCAUGAGGACGGCGUUCAACACGUCAGCAAAUGGACCAUCGGAGAGUCGCCAUUAGGUGGACGAGGAAUAUUUGCCACUGAAGACCUCAUGUCAGGGGAAAUACUCUUCGUAGAUCAUCCUCUUAUCCGUGGACCCCGAGCAGGAAACACGCUGCAGGCAGGAUGCUCAGUGUGUGACAAAUUAGACUCCGACACAUUUUUUAAAUGUUCAAAUUGUGCAUUAUUAUUGUGUUCAAAAGAGUGUCAAGAUACAAGUAUUCAUUACAAUGAUUGUGAAAUUAUUUCCCGUUGGUCUACUAAAGUUCCGAUUGACGAGGUCGACCAUACGCUUCUAUCGCGUGCGUUAACAUCGAUACGGUCGUUGUUAUUAAAUGAAGACCAAAAACAGCUCAUGGCAUCACUUGAAGCUCAUACGCAAGAAAUACAUGGAUCUGAAAUUAGAGUACUCAAAAACUUUUUCGUAAUUCCGAAAAAAGAUGAAGAAUUAAUGGUGCAAGCAUCACGCGCACUGGACGCUAAUGCAUUUCAAGUAAUUACCCCUUAUGGCAAAAAGGAGGUGAGCACGCGAGGGCUGUAUCCUGUCUCGUCACUGAUGAAUCACUGCUGCACGUCUAAUACUAGAUAUACGUUCAACCGGGAUGGACAAAUGACUGUUAAAACAGUAAAACCUAUACGUGCUGGAGCCGAAAUAUUUACUUGUUAUUCUGGUAUCUUAUGGGGAACGCCUGCUCGCCGAGCUCAUCUUUAUAAAACUAAACACUUUUGGUGCAAGUGUGAGCGCUGUGCAGAUCCAACUGAGCGUGGUACGCUCUUGGCUGCUCUCAAGUGUUUUGUGACCGAAUGUUCCGGAUCUCUUCUGCCUCUGGAACCGCUGAAACCGACAUCCGCCUGGCGAUGCCUGGAUUGUGGUCUCCGAGUGCCAUAUCAAAACAUUUGUGCAGUGCAGAGUGCUCUUGGAAGUUUGAUGGGAACUCUAAAUUUCGAGGACAUAAAAGAACUAGAAUUCUUUUUAAGUCAUCGUGUCAUAAAAUUUAUUCCGAAAACUAAUCAAAUCAUCUUGGAUCUGCAGUGCCGAAUGAUUUGGGAACUAGGCGAGACUGAUGGAUAUCGUUGGCAUGAGCUGUCGGAAGUACGGCUGGCGCUGAAAGAGAGCCUGUGCCGCGGCACCCUGCGCACGGUGGCGGCGCUGCACGCGGGCGACGCGCACCUGCGCGGCCUGCUGCUGUACCACCUGCACGCCGCCUUGGCCGAGCGCGCCCGACGCUCGCCAGAUCUGUAUGAGGAGCUAAAAUCGGAAAUCGAGAGUACAAUAGAGCAAGCAUACACGAUCCUUCAGGACGACAUAUCCGCCCCGCCCGACUUGGAACUGCGCCGUCGGUACCUCGGCCCCGGCUGUGAUAAACCUCAUGAAGAAAGAUUCUUCAUCCUCACCUCUUAGACUUAAGAACUUUGCUAUUUUCGAAAAUAUUGUGUUUUAUUAAUUAGGUUUUGAGUGUAAGAAUGUACGUAUUUUUAAAGUUUAUUAAAUAAAUUGUAUUUUGUACACAUUUAUUUUCACAUAAUUUCAUUGAUUAUACAAUGUAGGUACAUAUUAUAUAAGUAUGACAUAAUUAACGCCUGUUUCCCUUAGGCGCGUAGAGCUUCCGUCCGUUCAAAUUACGAGAUUAUACUUAGGUUGUUGGGUGCUAAGCUAUAAUAUAUAAACGGGGGCAGAUAAUAACUUAUACAAAAAAAAUCAGGUUUAUCUGCUUGCGACUGAACCUAAUUAUUUGCUUUUAUGGUGUAAACCAAAAUAGGUUUAUUUGCCCAAGUGGAACUCUUCGUGUGAUUUGCUUAGAAUGGCUUUGAACGUAGACUUGAUUGAUGAUUCUUGUGUUUCAGUCAUGUAAUGUACUUAUAAUUAUUUUAAAUAAUCUUGUUUGAAGCAAUGGAUAAGAUAGGCUAGUUUAUUUAGAUUUCACGUAUUUUUACGAUUUUAUAAUUCGUAAAAAAAAUAAAAAGCGGACAAAGUUGUAUGUACGAUUUAACGGUAGUUCCAUGAAUAUCCUUGCGAACGUUUUAUCCGGCGGAAGUACUAAGUAUUGUCAACGAUAAUAGCGGCGAGUUUUAGGUAGGUUGAUGUGUACCUAUAAUGUACGUGCACAGUGCGAACUGCGUUGCGGCUAUGCAGCAUCAGGCAAAUGUUAAAAAACUAACUGUCAAUGUCACGCACAUGUCAUCACAGCAUACCAGCAAAUAGGCAUGAGGGGAACGGGGGGUAAUUUUUUCAACUUUUUGUUAUCAACAUCAAGCAGUUGACCGAGUAUAUUUUAUUAUUUUCCGAUUGUGUACAAUAAUAUAUGGUGUUAACGCUAUAAUAACUGUUGGUCUUAUAAAAAUGCCAUCUCUUCGUCAAGCCCUAUUACUGUCUUCCUCGAACUGUCACGGUUAUUCUAUGUUGGAAUUUGCGAAACAAGAAAUAUGCUCCUUUCUGGAAAA